This is a messenger RNA of Lotus japonicus, 1401 nucleotides long. Its product is annotated as putative F-box/LRR-repeat protein At1g56400. The transcript is spliced from 3 exons. Lineage: Eukaryota; Viridiplantae; Streptophyta; Magnoliopsida; Fabales; Fabaceae. Gene Ontology annotation, molecular function: protein binding. Bases 1 to 1401 code for a protein of 466 amino acids. The record is from RefSeq and is a predicted model, not a curated record.
AUGGCAAAGAACCUGGACAUGUUCUCUUCAUUACCAGAAUCCCUUCAUAUCUCCAUCAUCUCCUUGCUUCCCUACAAAGAAGCGGCAAGGACUUCCAUCCUCUCCAAACAGUGGUUUGAAACAUGGCGUAAGACAAAGAUGAUUGAUGUGGAGUUCGACGAACUCUUCUUCGAUAAACCCGAUGAGUUCGAUGAAUCCGAUGAAUCCAAAAAAGCUCAUAGAAGGGGUUUCCUCAACUUUAUCACUCGCGGGAUCUCACACAAUAGAAACCAAUUUGUGGACACGUUCUCUCUCAAGGUUUCUCACCCUGAGAGUUGCCCUGAAAUCAUAGAGCAUUGUUUUGCUUUUGCGACACAACGUGGGGUGAAAGAUUUGAGGCUUGAUUUCUCUGAUCCAAACUGGAAAGAGAACACCAUGGAUGAGCAUAUUGCUUUGAUGCAAUUGCCACAACAUGUCUAUGACCUUGGGUCAUUGCUUGAGUCCUUGAAACUAUACUCAUGCGGUUUUUCCAUGCCUCAUAUGCUUCAGUUUCGGUCGCUAAAGGAGAUUUCCUUGGGCUGGAUUAAAAUUAGUGAAACCACUCUUCAAACUUUGCUUUACAGUUGUAAGACUCUUCAGAACUUAAGCUUGAAGAAGUGUGGGGAAUUAGAAAGCUUUAACAUGGGAGAUGAAAUGAUUGGAUUGAAAAGGUUAGUGAUUGACAAGUGUCAAUUUGAGUAUACAGACAUCUUUUUCGAUGCUCCAAAUCUUGAGUUCUUCAAGUACUCUGGAGGUGUAUGGAAUUCAGAUAUCAACAUAAAACGAGAGGUCAUGGAAGAGGUAGAAAUAGAUUUCCCUUAUGAGUUUGAGCCUAAUUUCAAUGAAUAUGCUGAUGAACUCUACACCAUAUUGAGCGAUUUCUACCCUGUCCGAGUGUUAACUGUGUGUAGUGUCUUACUUCAGGCUAUUCCAUUUGGAGAAGAUAAAAUACGGCAUGGCUUGAAUGUGAGGCAUUUGAUCUUGAAGACUCAAAUGCAUCCUAAUGAAUUAUACGGUUUUACAUUCCUUUUGGAAAGUUGCCCUUGGUUGGAGAAGCUCACACUGGAGAUAGGCCCGCGAGUAAUAUACAAUGAUUAUGAACCUCCUCACAAUAUUGACCUUCAAAAAUUCUGGGAAAGGCCUAUGUUGAAAACGCCUGAAUGUUUGGCAAAAACUUUAGAGGUUGUGGAGAUCAAAGGUUGUACGGGAAGUUUGGAUGAAUUUAAGGCUUGCUUUUAUUUGAUCGAACUUGGAAGUUCUUUGAAAGAGAUGAAUAUCUAUAUGAGGAAGGAUGAAAAUGAGGAAAUACGACGUGGAAUUAUGGCAAAUUUUGUACCUGGCUUUCCAUGGGCUUCAAAGGAUUUAGAUAUAUUAAUUGCUUGA